Protomyces lactucae-debilis is the source of this 864-nucleotide messenger RNA. RefSeq lists its product as uncharacterized. The record is from RefSeq and is a predicted model, not a curated record. Gene Ontology annotation, molecular function: ATP binding; ATP hydrolysis activity. The transcript has a single exon. NCBI's taxonomy places the organism in Eukaryota, Fungi, Ascomycota, Taphrinomycetes, Taphrinales, Protomycetaceae. The coding region runs from base 1 to 864 and encodes 287 amino acids.
AUGUCCUCUGCAGUCGAGGUCAAGAAUCUGAACUUCUCCCAUGCGCCAGACCUCCCGCUCUCCCUCGCCAACCUCAACCUGAAACUACCGAACCGCUCAGCAACUUUGCUUGUCGGUGCAAAUGGUGCGGGUAAAUCCACACUUCUGCGACUCCUUGCAGGCAAGCGAAUCGCUCCAGCAGGCACAGUCUUCAUCAAUGGCCAGGAUCCAUUUCGAGAACACUCGCCUGGCAUCACCUACCUCGGCACGGAAUGGGCGAACAACCCAGUCGUUCGCAAUGACAUCAAAGUAUCACACUUACUCGCUUCCAUCGGCGCAGAACAUUACCCAGAGCGCAGAGAUCAGUUGAUGAAGAUUCUAGAUGUUGAUUUGCAAUGGCGUAUGAAUCAAGUUUCUGAUGGUGAGCGCAGGCGUGUCCAGCUCAUCAUGGGAUUAAUGCGACCUUGGACAAUCUUGCUCCUCGAUGAAGUCACCGUCGAUCUUGAUGUGCUCGCUCGUUCUGACUUGCUCGCCUUUCUCAAGGAAGAAACACAGCAGCGCGAUUGUACCAUUGUCUAUGCAACACAUAUCUUUGAUGGUCUCGCCAGUUGGCCUACACACCUCGUACACAUGACCCUCGGUCAGAUCUUAUCGGUUGGCCCACCAGAGGAGUUCCUGCCUGCUGUUGCAGAUCGCAAUGAUAAGGCCAAUUCGGCAUUGUUGGAGUUGUGCUUGCGUUGGUUGACGGAGGAUAGGGAUGAGCGCGGCAAUCGUGGUGCUGAGAAGCGCAUGACGUGGGACGACAUCCCCGAUGAGGAGAAGGCCGGUGAUGUCAAGGACUCGAGUGUUUUUACCGCAUACUUCAAGGCAACACGCGCACAGUAA